Oncorhynchus tshawytscha (Chinook salmon) is the source of this 738-nucleotide messenger RNA. RefSeq lists its product as uncharacterized. The transcript is spliced from 2 exons. Bases 152 to 625 code for a protein of 157 amino acids. The record is from RefSeq and is a predicted model, not a curated record. NCBI's taxonomy places the organism in Eukaryota, Metazoa, Chordata, Actinopteri, Salmoniformes, Salmonidae.
AACUAUCAGUCAGUUGCAUAAAUCUACUUGAAUAACCAGUCUAGCAGUGGCAGACUAGUCACCACAUCUUCAGAAAGUAGUGGAGAGGGAGGCCACACACCGUAAAUAAGCUAUCUCUCCAUCCCAUCUUUUAUCAUCCCUACAGUUCAAGAUGGUGCGGUCUGUCAGAGAAGAAUGUAAUCAGCUGAGCACCAUACAAGACCUGAAGGACUCUGGCUUCGGCCGUCCUCCCCCCCGACACGGCCUCAAGCUCCUCUUCUGGUUCGCCAACGAGUGCGUGGCGUUCAAUCACCACGGCAACAUGCUGGUAAAGUGCCACCCUGAGAGAGGCGACUUCGGCUUCCACUACUUUGGCAACUUCGAGGAGAUUCUCCCAGUUCUAUCGCGAGACCGCAGGGAAAGCUACUUCGAGGUGGGAAACCUGAACACAGAGACCUAUUCCAAAGCCGAGGACCUACCGGACUACGUGAGCCAGGACUACGGGCUUUCCCUGGGCUACCGCCUAUGCAACAAGGACCGCAUCAUCAUCAGGCUGAAGCAGGGGGAUGUGAAGGCCACCUAUGUCACCGAGCACAAGGAGAACGGCGGCCGGGGGAGUUUGACUCCGAACGCACCCACCUUGUAAAUCCGGAUUUGAUCCGCAUCAUCCAGGAUCCUGAGCUGGAGCUAGCGACAUUCCUGGACCAGACGGGCUACAUGGGACUGUCUCUGAGAGAGCGCCUCCUCAGAGCUUUCAAG